Messenger RNA from Coccinella septempunctata (seven-spotted ladybird), 1559 nucleotides. RefSeq lists its product as uncharacterized. Gene Ontology annotation, molecular function: calcium ion binding. Bases 92 to 1489 code for a protein of 465 amino acids. The record is from RefSeq and is a predicted model, not a curated record. The transcript has 7 exons. Lineage: Eukaryota; Metazoa; Arthropoda; Insecta; Coleoptera; Coccinellidae.
AGAUAUCAUAUCAAUAUCCUAAUAUUUUAAGCUCUAAUUAGUAUAUACUAAGUUCUACUUCUAUAAUAUUAAGCCAAAAACGAACACAACAAUGACGAACUUCCGCAAGAAUCCCCAAAGGUCGAAAUCGUUCGAAAGCUUAUUCAAUGUAUCAAAGAAGCAACCACAAGGAAAGUGUACUGGAUAUGAUGAUGACAUUGAUCCUCCAAGUACUCCAGGGAGUAGAUCUAUUUCUGAUGUAUUUCAAUGUCAAUCGCUUAGCUCGGUUUCGGAUGUGCCUACUGUGACAAAAAUUAAAGAAUAUUUGGUUUUGAACGGUGCAGAAGAGAUUGAAGAUAUUGAUGCAGGUGGCGAUACCGUCAAAUCAAUCAAGGAAAAAUAUUCCAUGAGGAAAUUGGUUUAUCAGAAACUCAUAGAUUUCUGCCAGUGUUGGUUGAGGGAAAAGGGAUUAUUUCCAAAAACUUAUUGCCUUGAUAGUGACGACUCGUUAACAGCGGAAAAACCACAAGGACUUGAUGAAGAUAUCUUCGUGAAAGGUUUCAAGUUGAGAAAUAUUGAUUCCCUGCAUAAAUUCCUAGCAGAAGAGAAAAAAUUACUCGAUAAAAUUGCGCAACAGCCAACAUUCAGUACAUCAGUAUCUUCUACUCCUGAGGAGCCUACUAGUGAGGAAUCUAUAAGCCCCAUACCCUCAACUCAUAUACCUCCUAAAGUUCUCGAACACUAUCUGAUGCCAGAAGAACACGUUAUGCCAUCAUAUGAAUUUCCUUUCGUACCUUGCGAAGAAGCGUUUUCGCCCCCGCCAACUGAAGAAUACUGGCAUUCUAAUCCUGCAGUAAGAAGGGCUCAAGCAUAUUUGAGGAAUCAUAAAAUGUUUCAAUUCUUCAAUUAUUUGACUGCGAUGUUAGUUAGUGCCGUUCCAGAGGAUCCGAUCGACUAUUUAUUGACCCUCCUGGACAGAGUUCUAUUGUAUAGAACUGGGUUACUCUCUCCUCCACUGUUAUACGAGAAAAAACAUAUAGAACAGCUCUUUCAUCUAAUGGAUCGCUUCGGUCAAGGCUAUGUUGAUAUUCAGCAGUAUAAAACAGCAAUGGAAACCUUUGGAAUUUGCUCUUACAAUAAAAGACCUUUUUUGAAUAAUCUGAGUAUGGUAUCGAAAGAAGUUUUCAUCGAAGAAAUAUUCAGUGCAGAACUAGCGAUGUUCAAUGACCUGAUCAAGAGUAGAGUAUCUUGCACAUGUGAUUUAACAGCACCCCCUCCAACUAUAAUCGACAUGGAUCUAAAAACUCAGUCUUCAUAUUCGAUUGAUGACAGUAUCCUGUCCACGCAGUUCAAUCCUGUCGCAUCCGUUGGAAAGUUUUGGGAAAAACAUGGAGACAAGCAGCCUAAGGCUUUCAAAGGGAAAUUUUGGUCUGAGUUUGUUCGAGAAGCUCAGAGAAGGGAUAGCAUACGCAGAGAGAGUAAACAAAACGAAACGGAUGGAAAAGGAUAGUUAAAAAUAUUUACCUAUGGAUAUGUUUUCACAAACCCUAUUUUCGAUUGAAUAUACAAAUGAACCAAAA